This is a messenger RNA of Zychaea mexicana, 1042 nucleotides long. RefSeq lists its product as uncharacterized. NCBI's taxonomy places the organism in Eukaryota, Fungi, Mucoromycota, Mucoromycetes, Mucorales, Lichtheimiaceae. The record is from RefSeq and is a predicted model, not a curated record. Bases 196 to 774 code for a protein of 192 amino acids. The transcript is spliced from 6 exons.
UCGUAUUUUGGGAAUGACUGAUAUUUGGCACAUGUUGCUGUCCAUUUACGAAUACCUGUUGCACCAUUUACUGAAGCAACUCUUCCCAUCCACCAAUAGCUGUACUCCCAUAUGCCAACUUUCAAUGUCAGCCCAGUAGCAGAAAAUGUAUGCAUAAUCCUGUAGCUGGGGAGCUUCUGCUCUUUGUCGUCUACAAUGUCAGCAUACCCGGGAGAAGACGGUAAUACUGGAAUCGUCACAAUCAAAGUAUACGUUCAACAACUAAUGCGUUGCUUAGAGCUGAAAGACUUUCUACAAACACACAGGUGUCCAAGAUUCCCAAGCUUUAUCAGAGAACACCAAAAUGACUUUGCACUAUGGUCGGUCGGUUUAGCGGCAAAUAGCGCAGCACGUCUUCACGGGAUCUGGCUCAAUCGGUACAAGGAACUACUUGAAGACGACAACAGAGAUAUUCAGAGCAAAAAAGUUGCAUAUGAUCGUUUGCGAUGGGACACAAUCAUAGUUGAAGUAAACAGGAGGAGGAACUUGGCACAUACCUUCAAAGAACAAGCGCUCGACUUAUUGGUGGUAUCUGCAGAGCCAGCGGCGGCGGAAGGUCAACGAGUAAUUCAUGCAACUAGUUCUACAAUUCCUGCAAAGCGCUCGGCUGAUGGCGAUUUGGAUGAAGAAGACGAAUGCAAUCGUGCUUCAACAUCAAAUAUUGAAACUACAAGCAGUGACUCCGAAGCCACGACAUAUCACCGCCAUCCAGUAAUACAGAAGAAUUUCCUUUGAGUUCUAUUUCACAGAAUGUUCGUGCACCCAUUGCAUCUGACCGGUUGAUCAUCGACGCCAUCGACGUAUUAUGAAAUUUUAUGAGUAUCAAUUGUUCGUCUUGGAUCGUAUAAAGGCCACCACACUGACGAUGGAACGUGACAUUCAUCAUCUAUUAUCUCUUGCAUCGGUUUUAUUGGUGAACAAAGGUCGUAUGCACCCUGAAUCAAGAAAGUUCUUCAACAAUGACCUUGUGAAAAAAUUGCUUCGACCAUUUGAUACAACAGUC